Messenger RNA from Moesziomyces antarcticus, 3921 nucleotides. Its product is annotated as vacuolar assembling protein VPS41. Gene Ontology annotation, cellular component: HOPS complex; late endosome. The record is from RefSeq and is a predicted model, not a curated record. Gene Ontology annotation, biological process: vesicle-mediated transport; endosomal vesicle fusion; macroautophagy. The coding region runs from base 1 to 3921 and encodes 1306 amino acids. The transcript has a single exon. Lineage: Eukaryota; Fungi; Basidiomycota; Ustilaginomycetes; Ustilaginales; Ustilaginaceae. Gene Ontology annotation, molecular function: protein binding.
AUGUCUUCGCCGCAGGAGACAGUGAAGCUGGCAGAUGAGAUCCGGCAGAGGCAGGCAUCCUUCGCCACUCGAGGUUUCGGACGCCGCAACAGACCAACACUGCACUCGGAGCCAUCCGUCCAGCUGUCAACCUCACACGAUGAUGCUGGCCCCAGCGACUCCGCUCGCGACGCCAGCUUCGACCUCGGAAGCGUGUCGCCGCAGCUGCAGUCCGUGACGCUGCCCGAUGACGACGACGAGGAAGCAGGUCAGCUCGAGAUGGACUAUGCGCCUGACCAAGAGCCAACACCGACUCGUGCAGACGAUUCCCAGGCUUCAGAGAGGCGAGAUGGUCAGUCUCAAAACCAAGACGAUGGGCCAUCACUGGCGGCCGAGAUUCUGGCUGCCGCAGCCUCCUCGGAUGUCAUCUCGCCCAAGAAGCGGACGCACCGCCGGCGACCCGACUCGCUCCGACGUACCGAAAGCAGCUCCUCUGCUGGGCGCGCCAGCACCAGCUCGCUCGACUCGACACCUACCUCUCCGGCGCCCCGACGCAAAAGGCCGUCACUCGGCCGGGCUGAAUCUGCGACCGGAUUUAGCCAUGAUGAAGCUGUAAAGAAGAGGAUGACUGUCUUGCUAGAAGGCGAGAUGCCCGAGGCGGAUGCAGUCGUCUCCCCAGAUGAAGACGCAAAGGAAGGAGCACAGCGCACGCGAACUCAGUCGCAGGAAGAUCUGGGCCGGCACGUCGUAGAUGCCAGCUCCGAUGUCGAAGGCACACAACGGGCCACCGACACGGAACAUGACGACACCUUCGAGGACGAAGCGGCGGACGAGGAUGAGGACGACGACUCUGCAGACGAGAGCGAAGACGAUGAGGAAGAAGAUGUGGAGCCCUCGCUCAAGUACUCGCGCGUCAAGGGUGGGGUGAGCGACGUACUCAAGCGCGACACCGCAUCUGCAUUCGCGCUCUCUCCACGCUUCAUGGCACUCGGAACGCAUGCGGGCAUGAUCUACAUCCUCGACAUCAACGGCAACCUCGUCAAAGGCUUCCGUCUGCAUACCGCCUCGAUCCUGGACGUGGUCAUCGACAAUACGUCCGACUUUGUCGCUGCUGCCUCCAUGGACGGCUUAGUCUCGAUAUCGGCACUCGCCACCGCAGAGCAGUACGUGUUCGACUUCAAAAGGCCCAUGCGCUGCAUCUCGCUCGAGCCCAACUUUGGUCGCAAGUCGUCGCGCGCGUUUGUGUGCGGUGGCAUGGCGGGUUCGCUCACGCACCGCGAAAAGAGCUGGUUCGGUCACAAGGAGACCGUCCUGCAUUCGGGCGAGGGACCCAUCUGGACCACACGCUGGCGCGGCAGCAUGAUCGCAUGGGCGAGCGACAAGGGUGUGCGCGUGUACGACACGGAUGCAAAGCAGCGCAUCAGCUUCAUCUCGCCUCCGAGCAAGGAUGUGCGAGGCGACUUGCAUCGCUGUACGCUCUAUUGGCAGGAUGACCGCACAUUGCUCAUCGCUUGGGCAGACCACAUCAAGGUGGCCAAGAUCAAGGAGAGGCAAGCCAACGGCUCGGCAGGCGGCGCCACCGCUUCUUCUGGCGCGUCGAUCGCCUCGACUUCGACGCACAAUGCAGCGUCUGCCUUGAGCAAGGUCGGCGUGCCUGGCACUGGGCUUUCGCAUCCGCAGCACUACAUCGAGAUCACCGCCAUCUUCCAGCUCGACUGCAUGAUUUCGGGAAUCGCCCCGUACGGCCUCGACUACCUUGUGCUGGCGUACGUCACAGACGAGCCUGACGACUCGGAUGACGACAGCGACGGCGAGAAGCAGGUGGCACGGCGCCGGCCCGAAGCACAGAGACCCGAGCUGCGCAUCAUCAGCCGUGCAGGCGAGGAGCUCAGCUCAGACGUGCUCAGUCUCAACGACUACUCGCGCUUCCAGUGCAACGACUACUUGCUGGUGCCGUCCAUCGAGGCGCAUGCAUACUCGGCGGCGCUGCUGGCGGGGCGCAAGGUGCGAGCCGAAUCGACCGAGGCGUCUCAGUUCUACGUGGUGAGUCCGCGCGACAUUGUGGUGUCCAAGCCGCGCGACGAGAAGGACCACGUCGAGUGGCUGCUCGAACGCCAGCGGUUCCAGGAGGCGCUCAUCAAGAUCGAAGGCAUGGGUAAGACGGCGGCCCUGCAGAACGGAUUCGAUGCCGAGGUGAUCGGCAAAAAGUACCUCAACUGGCUCGUCGAGGAGGAUCGGUACUCGGAGGCAGCGCGCGUGGCGAGCAAGAUCCUCGGCCGCAACGCGUCGGCGUGGGAAGACUGGAUCUUCCUUUUCGUCGAGAAGGGCAAGCUUGGACUGGCGAUCCCGUACAUUCCCACGUCGGACCCGACGCUGAGCGAGAUGGUGUACGACAUGAUCCUUGCGCACUUCCUGCAGCACGACCUGGACAAGCUGCUCGAGACGAUCAAGGAGUGGCCGUCGGAGAUCUACUCGACGCCAGCGGUGGUAUUGGCGAUCGAAGACCGGCUUGCCUCGGGCGGUGGUGGUGGUAGUGGAGUGGACGACGACAAGGUCAAGACGGCGACGGAGCGGUUGCUGAUGGAGUGCCUCGCCGAGCUGUACAUCAAGAAUCGACAGCCGGGCAAAGCGCUGCAGUACUAUCUGCGCCUGCGUCGCGCCAAUGUAUUCGAUCUCAUCCGCGACAAUAACCUGUUCACGGCAGUGCAGGACCAGGCACUGCUGCUGAUCGAGUUCGAAGAAGAUCUCAAGACGCGCCGGGCCCCGGACUCGUCAUCGCACUCCAAGCACGGUGCAGCGAUCGAUCUUUUGGUGGACCACACGUACUCGAUUCCGAUCGCACGGGCGAUUGCGCAGCUCGAGACGCAUCCGCGCUACCUGUACAUGUACCUGGAUGCGCUGUUCGAUCGGGAUCCGCAGCAGGUGACGCAGUUCUGCGAUCUGCAGGUGAAGCUGUAUGCCGAGUACGAAUCCGGUCGGCUCAUGUCGUACCUGCGCGCCAUGUCGUCGUUCUACAGCUUUGAAAAGGCGUACGCGAUCUGUAGCGAGCACGACUACGUGGCCGAGAUGGUGUUCCUGCUGGGACGGGUGGGCGACAACAAGCGCGCGCUGUCGCUCAUCAUCGAGCGGCUCGGCGAUGUGGAGCGUGCGAUCGACUUUGCCAAGGAGCAGAACGACGACGAUCUGUGGGAGGAUCUACUGGGCUAUUCCGAGUCGCGGCCGGCGUUCAUAAGAGGGCUGCUCGAGAACGUGGGUGCCGAGAUCGACCCAAUUCGGCUGAUUCGGAGGAUCAAGAAUGGGUUGGAGAUUCCGGGGCUCAAGGCGGCGCUCAUCAAGAUCCUGUCCGACUUUACGCUGCAGAUCAGCCUGCUCGAGGGAUGCGAGGCGAUCCUGAGCCACGACACCAAGGUGCUCAGCGACGAGUUGCAGCGGUCGCAGCUGUAUGCGAGCUAUGUGGAUGACGAGUCGAUCUGCGCUUCGUGUGGCGCUGCGCUGUUUGCGUCCGGUCUGGCCAAGACGACGGGUGGAGAUGCGUAUACGGCAGCACGACAGCCCAAGGUGGUGGUGUACCUGUGUGGGCAUGUGCAUCAUCUCACGUGCCUGCUUCCGCCCGCCAACGUGCCUGUCGUCAAGUCGGCAGUGACCGGUGCGGAGUCGGUCAAGUUGACAACAACGCAGGCAUUUGCAAGCACACCCGCUGUCAGGCAGCGCUGGACCAGCCAUGCAUGGCGGAGCUUCGACGCCGAGGAGGACGAGGCUGUGGCGAAACAGGCUGCACCGGCGUCGCUCGUCGAGCUCUCGCAGUACGGCCCGCUGCACCGCGCCAACCACGCUACGGCUCAAUUCCACGCGCGACUCAAGUACGAAGCGCGCCUGCGCUCGACAGUCGUCGCGAAAAAAGGAUGUCCCACAUGUAUCAGUGAGGGUCUUUUGUCUCGCUGA